Aspergillus novofumigatus IBT 16806 is the source of this 3198-nucleotide messenger RNA. RefSeq names its product protein arginine N-methyltransferase. NCBI's taxonomy places the organism in Eukaryota, Fungi, Ascomycota, Eurotiomycetes, Eurotiales, Aspergillaceae. The transcript is spliced from 4 exons. Gene Ontology annotation, cellular component: cytosol; nucleus. Gene Ontology annotation, biological process: peptidyl-arginine N-methylation; regulation of DNA-templated transcription. Bases 280 to 2874 code for a protein of 864 amino acids. The record is from RefSeq and is a predicted model, not a curated record.
ACAAUAUUAAUACCUGGGUGCAGCUCUCAGAAGCGAGGAGGCUCGUUGACUGAGCGACUGGCCCCCUGUCACUUGUUCCCUCAUCGCGUAUAUGUGCAUCUGAAGUCGCAUUGGGAGAACCUGUUUCUACUGUCAAUUGAUCUGAAAUGCGGGACUAAUCUUCUAGGCAUAUAUUAUCAUCUCAACAAUUGGGACCCUCAACAGCUCGUCAAUUGAUCUUCACUAAAUCAUAUUCUCUGGGGGAACUCUAGAACGCGCUGUUCUGUAUAGCUUGCGAAGAUGGAUUCAGAAGAUUUGGCCCCCGCAUUCUGCAUUGGUCAACAUGAAAGCAACCGUACCAUACCCAUCACCACCCAGAUCGUGCAGUCGACACACGAGAGUAACUAUGAUAUGCUUACGACGCCGAUAACCACUCCUCACUUUCACUCUCGAGUCCUAAGUCUGCUCUCUGGUCACUUGUCUAAGUUGCAGGCAGUAUCGUCCGAUCCCAAUGGUACUCUGGCGACAACUGAGAAUACGAGACCUGUGGUCAUCCCUCCACUUGGCCCAUCAGACACUCAUCUCACUCCGAACCAAACGAUGAGCCAGUUGAUGGGUGUCACUAGCCCUUGGAUUGACCUUUGUUCCCCCGAUCCAUUGAUUGCAGAUAUCUCCCGUCAAGUUCUUAUGUUAGAAGUGGCAUAUGCAGCUUUCUGCGGCAUUGGCUAUCUCCUGAUCCCGGGACCGAAGCUCCACCAUGGAAAUAUGCACGCAGAAGGCGUGAUUUUCUACGCGAGAGCAGUUCAAGAUGCCAUUAAUCUGGGUCCAUAUAUUCAGUUUCACGUUUGGCUGAGAAUUGUGGACAACCCAGAUCUGGAAGUGAAUAGUAUGGGCGACCUCGCUCCUCUUGGCCGUGAUGAGUUCCUCUGGGGUUCCGAUGAUGGGCAGUCGCUCAAGGUGGACCUGUUUGGGACGUGGGAUGCUUGGGACGUAAUUAGAAGAACCUGUAAAUAUCACACGAGACUCUUCGUAGCACUAUCCUUACCAAAACAACUUCCUCCAAUGUCCGUCCAGUCUCGCUGGCAUUCCGAGCCAGUUCACCUGCUUACUAUGGACGCCAAUACUUUUAUCAAGAACCAGAAGGGCUACCCUGUCCUAUCGAAAGCUCACCAGGCAUUGAUUUCUAAGUUCAUGCGUCUUCGGACGCCCCCGUGGAUUCUCCUCUGCGACGUUGGCCCUAUUCCGGGAGUAGAGGCAAGUGAGGUGUCUGAGGCGACGCAAUCGAACCUGUCCAGCUCUGAAUAUCCAAGUCUCUCGCAAGCCGCGGUCUCGAGCAAGAAGUUCAUUGAUCCGACACCUCAUUUGUCAUAUAUCAGAAAUCUCCAGCAACGCCAACCACCUCGCUCUGCUAUCGAGAGAUUUGGCAUGGGUUAUCAAGACUACCUUCAGGCGCCACUACAGCCCUUGACGGUCAACCUGGAGAGCAUCACAUAUGAAGUUUUUGAGAAAGACCCUAUCAAGUAUGAGUGGUAUGAGAGAGCCAUCGCGAAAGCCCUCAGCGACUGGGCCGAGCAGAAGAAGCCUACCUCUAACCCGGAUGGUCGGGUGGUACUCGCUGUUGUGGGCGCCGGCAGAGGGCCGUUGGUAACACGAGCGAUCCGAGCAAGCGCUGAAACAGGCGUCGAUAUCGACCUUUGGGUCGUGGAGAAGAAUCCCAACGCGUUUGUCCUCCUUCAACGCCACAAUGAGGAACUCUGGGGCGGCAAGGCAACCCUUGUUCAGUCGGAUAUGCGUAGCUGGAAAGGGCCCCAAAGGGCGAAAGAUUCCGGCUUACCCCUGGCCACAGUUGGACAGUCGCUCGGUAUUGAGGAUUCGCUUCUCUAUAAACCAGAACCAGAUCAAAAAGGCAACACGCCCGCUCCUGAAUCUGUGAAGAGCAUGACAUCGUCCGACUUAUCUUCUGGUCAAAUUGAUAUUGUUGUCUCAGAGCUUCUCGGCUCCUUCGGGGACAAUGAACUGUCACCGGAAUGUCUGGACGGUAUCACUCAUCUACUCAAUCCUGUGCACGGCAUCUCCAUUCCGGCCUCGUACACGGCCCAUCUCACACCCAUUGCGGCCCCUAAGCUGCAUGCGGACGUUGUGAACCAGUCUAUAUCGAAUCCAGCGGCCCCGGAGACACCGUACGUUGUCAUGCUACAUGCCAUCGACUUCUUGUCCACGAAUCAGCCGUCUGCCGGCACCACGUCGGGCGACAGCGGCAACAGCUAUAUCAGUAAUACUCGAUCUUCUAUAUCGACCAUCCCAGUGCCUGAGUCUACAACCCCUUAUGUGCAGACGGCGUGGUCCUUCUCGCAUCCCAACACAGAUAUUCCUCCUCAGUCGCCUUUUACGUCCAUCAUCUCUAACUCACACAAUGUUCGCCGCACGCGCCUGGCCUUCCCUACUCAGAAUCGUGGCGUCUGUCACGGCCUGGCCGGUUACUUCGAGACUGUGCUCUAUCGAGAUGUGGAGCUAUCAACAAAUCCCGUCACGAUGGACAGCAAGAGCGCUAACAUGAUCAGUUGGUUUCCCAUAUACUUUCCACUCAAGACACCUCUCAAUGUACCCGACAACGGGGAGAUUGUUGUCACUAUGACUAGGCAGACCGAUGACCGGAAAGUUUGGUACGAGUGGAUGGUCGAAGUGUUCGCUCUGGAACGCAUUGCAGAUGCACCGGCAAUGGAAUUGCCCGUCAUGAGCGGCGCACGGGCGGUGUCUCCAGCUGCAGACGAUGCCAGCGGCAAAGACAAUGGCACCGACAAGCCACAAAAAGCUGGAAAGCACAGCGGUUUUCGACGUGUGAGGGUUGGAAUGAGUGAUUUGCACUCGAGUAUCAAGGAAGGGUGUCUGAUGUAAUAGGCCUCAUGUCACUGUCGAUUCCCAUGGCAAUGUACGGUCGCUUCUGUGUCGGCAGACGUGAAGUGACUCUGGGCUGAAAUAGGAGCAUCUGUGAAGCAGAAAGCAGCAGACCAAGGGGUCAUGGAUAUCUACAAUCAGCGGGUAUCUACUGUCCACUGGGUAUCUAGAAGCGGCUACCUUAGACUAAAUUCCUUAGUUUCACGGUCCUGGCUCGAGCCAACGAGAGACCUUGGCAUUGAGUGCAUUCAUUGUUAAAUGAAGCUACUCCGGUCUCCAGGCCGUUGCUGAUUUGCCCUCAGAGUAGCUCGCAGCCUCGCUUAG